AACUCUUUUUCUUUCUAUCGCUCUUUUUCAGAAAACCCCAUUUCGAAUUUCGAGGUACUAAGGUGAUUCAUAAUGUUUGGACGGGGUGCAAGGAGGAGUGACAACUCCAAGUACUAUGAGGUGCUUGGUGUUUCGAAGAAUUCCAGUCAAGAUGAACUUAAGAAGGCAUACAGAAAAUCUGCUAUAAAGAAUCACCCCGACAAGGGUGGGGACCCUGAAAAAUUCAAGGAAUUGGCUCAAGCAUAUGAAGUUCUAAGUGAUCCAGAGAAGAGAGAACUUUAUGAUCAGUAUGGUGAAGAUGCCCUUAAAGAAGGAAUGGGUGGUGGUGGUGGUGGUGGUCACAACCCAUUUGACAUAUUUGAGUCGUUCUUUGGUGGAGCUUUUGGCGGUGGUGGUAGCUUCAGAGGCAGCAGAAAGAAAAAAGGUGAAGAUGUAGUGCACACUCUAAGGGUUUCGCUGGAGGACUUGUACAAUGGCACAACAAAAAAGCUCUCUCUUUCACGGAACAUAUUGUGUCCAAAGUGUAAAGGGAAAGGUUCAAAGAGUGGAGCUUCUGGAAGAUGUUAUGGAUGUCAAGGUACUGGAAUGCGUGUUACAACAAGACAGAUAGCCCCAGGCAUGAUUCAACAGAUGCAACAUGUUUGUUCCGAGUGCCGAGGCUCAGGAGAGGUUAUAACUGAGAGGGAUAGGUGUCCUCAGUGCAAGGGAAAUAAAAUUACGCAAGAAAAGAAAGUAUUGGAAGUGAAUGUUGAGAAAGGGAUGUUACACGGUCAGAAGAUUGUUUUCAACGCGGAAGCUGAUGAAGCUCCAGAUACCAUCACUGGCAAUGUCAUUUUUGUAUUACAACAGAAGAGUCACUCAAAGUUCAGGCGCAAGUCUGAUGAUCUUUACGUGGAACACAAUCUCAGUUUGACAGAAGCUCUCUGUGGCUUUCAGUUUGUCCUGACUCAUCUUGAUGGCAGACAGCUUCAGAUCAAAUCUAGCCCUGGAGAAGUUAUAAAGCCCGAUCAAUACAAGGCAAUAAAUGAUGAAGGAAUGCCCCAUUAUGGUAGGCCAUUCAUUAAGGGUCGGCUCUAUAUUCAUUUUAAUGUGGAAUUUCCAGAAUCUGGAUUCCUUUCUCCCGAGAAAUGUUGUGCUCUUGAGGCUAUUCUGCCACCGAGACUAGGGAAACGCUCAUCUGAUAUAGAGUUGGGUAAGUGUGAGGAAACCACUAUGCAUAACGUCAACAUGGAGGAAGAAAUGAGACGCAAGGAGCAGCGUCAUCACAGGCAAGAGGCUUAUGAUACGGAUGAUGAAAUUGACGCAAAUCUGCAUAGCUUGGGUUGUAACCAACAAUAGAAGUUCCCAGAUAGUGUGGUCUUUUUAGUUGGAGUCCCCAAUUUUGUCUAAUGCUCUGUUGGCUGCUUUGGUUAGUAAUUAACUGAUUUUCUUUUUGGUUCUGCUUUUCAGUUUGUUGUGUUGAUCUCAAUGCAGGUUUU
Molecule: messenger RNA, 1478 nt
Organism: Solanum verrucosum
Lineage: Eukaryota; Viridiplantae; Streptophyta; Magnoliopsida; Solanales; Solanaceae
Product: dnaJ protein homolog
Exons: 8
Coding region: 73-1338 (421 amino acids)
Biological process (GO): protein refolding; response to heat
Cellular component (GO): cytoplasm; cytosol
Molecular function (GO): Hsp70 protein binding; ATP binding
Source: RefSeq, a predicted model, not a curated record